GAAACGAGGCCUCGAAAGGGCAGUACUGCCGGCGCCACACAGAAUCACAAGACCGCCACCCACUCGACCGCCUCCUGGCUAUCCAUUAGUCUGGACGCUGCGCUCGGCUGCCGAACAAACGUAUUCCAAGUGCACAGAAGUAGCACCGGUAGUGCCAAAAAGAGCGCCGCGUGUUCUGUCAACGUCAACACCAUCACCAUUCAUCCUCAGGCAUCACCACUGGUCUGUCGCCACGUUCUCGACACACUCAUAGCACUGGCCAAGUCCUUCCCCAACCACUUCCUGCCCGACGCUCAU
Molecule: messenger RNA, 297 nt
Organism: Oppiella nova
Lineage: Eukaryota; Metazoa; Arthropoda; Arachnida; Sarcoptiformes; Oppiidae
Source: the annotation of a GenBank genome assembly